This is a messenger RNA of Folsomia candida, 1901 nucleotides long. RefSeq lists its product as uncharacterized. The coding region runs from base 1179 to 1901 and encodes 240 amino acids. NCBI's taxonomy places the organism in Eukaryota, Metazoa, Arthropoda, Collembola, Entomobryomorpha, Isotomidae. The record is from RefSeq and is a predicted model, not a curated record. The transcript is spliced from 5 exons.
UAGGCAAAAAGUAAAAACCGUUCACAAGAGAGAAAGUUAAUACCCAAUUUACAUGCCAUCAUUAAAAGGAAAACAAGAAUAUUAACUUUGUUUUAAGGAAGCAAUUAUGAAAACCCGUGUAUCUUUUGUACUCGUAUAAGACUUACUCGUACGUUGAUGUUGAUAUUACGGUGCGAAUAUUACUCAUUGUAAAAAAACCAUAAAGGUUAUAAUUGGUAUUACAUACAUAUAUUUUGCCCACAAAAUCCUCAUUUUCACUCCGUCCUCUACAAUAAAGAAGGAGAUUAUCCCCAAAAAGAGGAGACAUUACAAGUUGCAAUAACUACCAAGAAAUACUAAUCGUAUCGUCGAUAUCGUAUCGUGUAAUGAGAUUUGAAUUGCCUUUCUCUUGUCCUAGAACUUACCAAAAAAAUCGUUAAACUUGAGCUUGACAGUCCCAUUUUUGCCAUUGAUUGCAGCACUGACGAGCAACAUACAUGACCUAGGAAUGUAUUCUAAGAAAAUUAUCCGGUAUUAUCAAUUUUUCUUGAAAAUUUGUAAUUCUUUGGGAUGCAUAUCUAUCGAGUGGGAUUCUACGAAUCAACGCCUCCGUCCAGUCCAGUCGGUUUGGAGGAUGAGACAGUUCAAGUUACAUAUGGCGAUUGCCAUCGUGCACAAUAUUUUCUUAAUUUUGAGUCUCAAGGUUAAAUUAUUUACUUUUUUAGCAUUUAAAUUUUAUUUAAAUUGCUAACAUGACCAUUUUCUUGAUAAGGUGAGAGACAUUCCAAAAUUUGGGGUGGCUUAUCACAUGCUCGCAAUCUACUUUAUGAUCGGUUACAUCAUGUGCAAUGGGUGUCGCGUGGUUUGUUGGUUUUACCAAGAAGAACUCAUCACCUUGGUCAAUGCUCAGUUGGACUUUGAGAAAUCGUUAAACACUUAUCGAACAUUUCAGCGAUGGCGAGAAAGAGGCAAGGUUAUUUUAGUUUGCAAAAAAACAGUGUUAUAAAAUUUGCGUUUUUUUUGCACCAGUAAAACCAUGGAGUACUAAUAAUGACGAUCAGGACGAGCUUAACAAUCCUGUCGUGGCGAAAACGCUGGAGGCAAAUGUGUCCGGAAAUGGAGAAAAGUUUGAGAGAAAUUUACUAAUUCUUGGCAUAAUAACCGGGUGGUCGGUGCCACUGCUGGUGUUUUUGAUCCUGAUGGCACAUCCAUGCCUGCCACCCUUCAUUGGGUCGAUUUUAUUCACAUAUGUCAACAAUCACUGCACCACGACGGGAUUUUGGGCGUAUGUCGGAAUGGGAGUUAUGAACUGGUGGAUGCAUUUAGAUAUGGUUAUGGGGUUUGUGUUUUCAAUGUUUGGCCUCUUUUUCAUGAGUAUUGCUCUCCUCCAGGAUUAUUUAUAUGUCAUUCGAAGAAACUUUCCUCUCGUCCAAACUUUUGGAGUCCAACAUAACAACGAUCGUCCAUCCUCCGCGGUACAGAAGGCACCUCUUCAGUUGUACCGUUGUGUCCAAGUGCUUGAAAAACAAGUCAAUAUUUGUUUCAAAGGUCAUUACUUCCCAAUUUUUCUCGGCGGAAUGACCGCCCUCACGAUAUUCUGUUUACACGCGUGCAUCCGACUGCCAGGAAAAAUUCCUAUGCCAGGAUUCUCAUACUUUCCGAUGGUUGCGUUUGACGGAAUUAUUUCCCUCUUGGUCAUGAACACCAGAGCGGCGAAUAUGCACGAACAAUCCUGUCAAAUGAUCCGAGGCUGGAGAAACUGUGCAAGGUUGCAGAGGAAACACUGGGUCAAAAAAAUGGCUUGGUCCUUUAUCCCACUAAAGAUUCAAUUGGGGUCGAAUUUUGUAGACCAAUUGACCCCACUGCUCAUCCUGAACUUUACCGUUAAUCAGGUCGUGUCACUGUUAUUGCUCAGGUCAUAG